UCGUCAUUAGCCAUUGCCGUGGAAAGUCCGUUCGGUUUGUGUAGUGCUCGGAAAAAAAGUGAAAAUUAGUUCAAAACCUAUCAUAAAUCUGAAAAAAUCGUGAAAACGUUGAAUCUAGACUAAAAACACACCGACGAUCAGCAGCAUCACGAUCAUCACAAUGGCCCAACCAGCUGCUGGUGAAUUCGAUACCAGCACGCCGGACGAGAAUCUGUUCAUUAAUCCGACCGAUGGUCUGCCGAACGAACAUCCGGCGCUGCCGAGUGCGUACGAUUCGGACAACGAAACAAGCGCGGUGGACGACGAUCUGUUGGUUGACCUACCGACGUCGAUCAUCGUUACCAACAUCCACUCGGAGGUGUUUGCCAGCGAGGAACUGAAGCAACGACUGGAGGAGUUGUUUAAAAGUUUUUCCGAAAACACCACCUUCCAGUGGCUGAAAAGUUUCCGCCGGUUACGGGUCAACUAUGACACGGCAAUCGCUGCUGCGAACGCUCGCAUCCAGUUGCACCAGUAUCCGUUUGGGAAGUCCGUCAUCACGUGCUACCUGGCCCAACCGGUGACACCGGUUUCCAACACCAAUCUGAAACCACCGGCACCGGUAAAGCAGUUCCUUAUUUCACCGCCCGCGUCUCCACCGGCUGGGUGGGAACCGGCCCAGGAAAACGAACCACUGGUCAAUCAUGAUCUGCUAGCGGCUCUGGCAAGCUUGACUCCCGGUGAGAUACACGAACUUCAUGCUCAAUCGGACAAGCAUCCGGGCAUCUACGUUCACACGGCCCAGGUUGGCGGACAGGACGACGAGCUGAACAACCGUUCCUCCACCGGCAGUAGUUUCGAGGAGGACGACGAUGGGAAUACGGUUCCACGGAAGGGUCGCAUCGUGCAGACACGUUGCCCGGAGCGACAGAAUUCGUUUUAAACGGUGGGGGGAAGGGAAUGUAGUGGAGGAGCUGUACCGGAGGUUUUGGUUUUGUUUUUUUUAGAUAAGCUGUAUGUUUAGCGAAAAAUUGUUUUGUUUAUUGUUCCGUAUGCUGCUACGUGCCGUCAGUUAGGUUCUGAAGAUAGGUCCAAUAAUUAGUCUUGGUAGCUUUGGUCGUCGAUUUUUAUUAUGGCUUCAGAAGUAGAUUUUUUAUUCCAAAUGAUGCUGAAAAACGUAUGUGUGUAAAUAAUUGUGUAAAUAAAUUGAAUACAGUUGGCUUCUGUUCGUAUACAUAUUUGCAGAGUUAGUAGAGCAUUUAGAAUGUUUUAUAUGUUUUAUACACAUUCUUUUAGUUGUGUAAUUUAUGCGGCUAAACAGCCCACUAAGUCACAAUAAAUAAUCAUUACGUUCAUUACGAACACACUAAUAUUUAGAUUUUCAAUAAACCUGUAACAAUGAAGGCCAAUUUAAAUUACGCAUAGUUCAUGGUGGAAAUGGUGGGGAAGUGAAAGGUUCCGGAGGCGUGGAUAUUAAGCUAAACAAUUUUUUAUUUGUUAAUCUUCGAGUACAUUACUAUCUUGUUUAAUGACAGAAAACAAAGAGUGUGUGCAAGCUUGUCAAGAAAUUUUUGUUUGUUUGAAUACUUCAUUCAUUUUAGUUUCUUUCUUACCGUAGAUUUGUUCAAUUAAAAGUAAGAAAAUAUCAAACACUUUUUUGAGAUCAAUUAAUUGGUUAUUAAAAGGACCGAAUUGCUUUCAUGGAAGAUCUUGCAUUACAUCGAUUUCUUUUCGCAACUUUCUGAGAGUUGUUAAAAUAUUAAGCACCUAGAACAAAGUAUCUAUGCAAAUUUUAACCUAAAUCAUACAUUGACCGCCGCUCAGGUCAAAGUUUGAAGAGCUUCUAAAAAUCACUUAAGGUAAAAGGUAUGAAAUUUUUUAUUCCUGACGUCUUAUAAAGGCACGAAACGUCAAGAUCUUGUACUAUAUAAAAAAAUGAAAAAAUCGGCUGUGCCGGAAAAUGUUCGAAUAGUAUUUUUUUUUUCAAUUGUUAUAAAGACACACUGCUUUAACUUUUUGUAGAGGGAUUUUUUCAGGUGAUGAAUGUCUUACACGGAAUGAGAAUUGAAAAGGCUUCAACUUUUUUUUUAUGCGGAUGAUACGCAGUGCACAAAAAGUCGUAUAAAAAACCGCAUCAGUUCGAAAACUCGCGCUUAAGACACCCCGGAAAAUUCCGCAAAUCUAAAUAAAAUUGUUCUGGUAACAGACGUCUUGAAAUUCAUGAAACAUCGAGAUCUGAUUGAUUUUGAAUAUCAAUUAAGAAUAUUUGAGAUUUCCAAAAUCAAUUUUUUUAAUACCAAAUGAUUUGGAAAUGCAUGAAACCUCGAGUGUUAUAUCGAAAAAAAAUUUAUCUUGGUAUUUUGUGCAUUUUUAAGACGAAAUAAGAAAACUGCCUAACUUUUGAAUUUGCAUAAAAAUUACAUAAAUUGAAAAUUCGCAAAAAUACGUAUAAAAAUCGCAUAAAAAGAGACUUGAGGUAAACAAGAAUCACGAUUGGUCAAAAAACGAUUUUCACGGAUGAUACACUUUUUGCGUUGUGGGUUCGAGUGAAGCGUGUCUGGUUGGGAAACAAUACCGAUUUCAGUUCACUAUCAAAUAUUUAAUAAAAUUUAAUGUCUAAGAAUGUUUCUCACUAUUCUUGAAGCUCUUCGCGCAGAGUUUGAAUUCAGCGAAAAUGGUAAAAAUUAACAAACGAACCCUUAUGAAGUCUACCGAGAAGAUGUUUGAAUCUAAUAAUAUAAAUUGGAUCAUCAUUCAAAAAAAAAAAAACUCGAAGUGGUUUUUCUGACACACCUGAGCGGAAGAAAUUGACAUCACCAUUCAGUAAGAUGGUGACUGACCCUCACAAUUUCCCAAAGCAAACGCAAUCGAAAAUGUUUGGGCCGUCAUGAAGAGCGAACUGUGUCUAGUGUACAUGUACGGUAUGCAUGCAUGAAUGCUUGUUCGCAAUUCAAGGUCGCUUUCUUAAAAGAUUCGGAAUGGUUAGUUUUCUGUUGCAUCAGGAUUCAAUGAAAACUUUUUGGUGAAAGCUUUUUCAGUCUACACUUAGCAGGGGAUAGGUAUUGCUUCAAAAACCCGUGAUUUCAGGAAUUCACUUAAAAAUCGCUUAACCUUGAAAAUUCACAUAAAAAAUCGAAAUUUAAAACUUUUUGUGACGUCGGAUGUCUUAGAAAUGUUGAAAUCGUCGAAUUAUGCUGUCAAUUCUGGAAAGAAAGUUUUUCAAAAAUUCGACUCGGGGAUUCUGGUUCUUAAAAAUCAUGUCAUCGUUUCACGCAUUUCUAAAACAUCUAACUUAACAGUUUUCAAUUCCAACUCCAAUCUUAUCAAUAAAAAAUUUUCCUAGUCCCAGAGUCGAUUUUUAUUUGUUUUUUGUUCGAGAAAACACCAAAUCUCUACGAUAAACUGAAAUCUUUUUUACACGGGGAUAUAUGUAUCGCACAAAAACAAACCGAACAAAUCUAUAGGAAUUUUAUUUUUGUUACCAAAUAUCAGAAAUUCAUGAAACGUCGAGAUCUUGUAUUAUCUCAAUAGAAAUUAAUUUGAAAAAAAAGGAAUCUGGGACCUAGAACAAUUUUAAGAUUUCCGAAAGCGAUUUUUUAAUGCCAAAUGUCUUAGAAAUGCAUUAAACGUCGAGAAAAAAAACGAAAUCUGAAAAAUAUCGAAGCGUCAAUAAAAUUUCGGGAUAAUACCUGAUCUCGACGCUUCGUACAUUUCUAGGACAAAACGAGAAAACCGCAUAGCUUCAAAAAUUCGCAUAAAAACGCGUAUGUAAUCUCUGAAAUUCGUGUAAAAACGCGUAGCUUCGGAAAUCGAUGUUAAAAAGACCUCAGUGUGCUUGAAUUUCAAAGAUAUUUGACAUAAAAAUCUAAAUUGCGUUUAAAAAAACAACUUCGAGAAUUCGCAUAAAAACUCUUAAUUUCGGAGUUUCGUAUAAAAAAAUCGCAUCAAAAAAGACUAGAAGAAUUAUUUGAAUACAAUGAGGUCUGAAAAAAAAAUUUAUACCGAAGAUCUUAGAAAUGUAUGAAACGUCCAGAUCUGGUGUAAUAACAAAAAUGUCUUGAAAAAAGUAGAAUUUAGGACUUUUUUUUUAUUCAAUAGUAACAUAUUUGAAGGCACACUGCUUAAGCUCUUAGAUGCCAAGGGCAUUUUCUUAUUUUAAAUAAAAACUAACUUAAAACUAACUUAGGGUAGUGGCGAAUUCCGGUCGCAAUGGUCGAUUCUGCAGAUUCAGUCUGCAGCUGGCGAUCGGCAAUGGUCGGUGGAUUAAAUAUGGCAUUAGUUUCUUCCAGAUGACGAUUAUACGUUUCAAUGGGUCCGCGGGAAAUUUAGGACUUGAACAAUUUUAAGAUUUCCGGAAUCACUUUGGGAGAGAAUUUGAGACCGCGUAACUUUGGAAAUCCGCGUGAAAGAAAACGCAAAACAAGCAAUUUUUGUUAAUGCCAAAUGUCUUAAAAGUGCAUGAAACGUUCAAAUCUGGUGUAAUUUCGGGAAAUUUUUUUGAAAAAAUCGGCUUUGGGACUUUUGAGAUUUUGAGGUUUUAAGAUUUCCGAAAUCGAAUUUUAAUGUGGAACAUAUUUUUGUUUUCUAUAUAGGGGUGCAAAUUAGAAACUCAAGAAAAAUACACGUAGAAAUGUGGUCAGGUUUUGAACAAUUACAGCUCAGUAAAUUUUGUAUCAAUUAUUAAUAUCAUGUCACCAUUUGAUUGGAAACAUUUCUACGUAUUGAUUUGAAUGUUCAGUCAUGUAUUUUUAAAUUGUAUAUCAUUGAAAUGUUGAUUAAUAGCUAGCAGUGUCCUAUUUUGUCUGCAAAAAAUCUCCGGCAUACCGGAUUUCCCUGCCAUUGUGGACGGUUUUGAAGGAGUUAGCGAUAUAUCAAACGGAAAGCAGCGCUCUGAUGGGUAAAUCAUUGCAAAAGCGAAGCUGUUUGGAAGCACGCGAAAUAAAUAUAAGCAAAAUUAUAGCUAACAUUUCAGUCAUACACGUAGCUUGCUAGAGGUAGGUUGAUGCUAGACAGCACGACAAAAAGUGCCAUAAAACGAUUUGAAGCUUUAAUUGGUAUGCUCUGAUCUUGCAUGACAGCUCGGAUGAUAUUCCAUGUUAUGUCGUUUCACCUGAGAAAUUGACAACUACCCCAGAGUAAAAUUUGGAUGUAUAAGAUUAAUUUCUAAUUUAUAAAAGAUAAACUCGGUUGAUGAUGAGAAAAAGUUGAUCGCUUCAACCGAAAUCGCAGAAUGGUAGAGAAACGCUAUAAAAAUAACUCCUUGCAUACAAAACUUGAACACAAGCUUGGCGAAGAGAAGCUUAAAUAUCGAUAUCUGUAUCGCAAGCAUGUACAAACAUAUAAUUGCAUACAUUUGGACCAUUGAUGUAAUAUCAUCGACUACAAAACAAAUACAAAUCACGACAAUGGGGACGGGUAUAGCGUGAUGAGUAAGUCGAUGCCUUUCACACAGCCCGCCUGGGUUCGAUCCCCAACCCCCCGCACAUAGGGUCAGAAAGUUAUUCUGGCCCGAAGAGGUGAAUGACAUUAAUGUUAAAGCCUGUAUAAUAAAAACAAAAAAAAAUCACGGCAAAUAUAGUCUAUAUUUCUGGGUUCGCGUGUUCGGUGUUGGUUCCUAAAAAAGACUAAGCAGACUCUCGUGCAUUUGCGGAUUCAAAGUGUGACGAUUAAUUGAAAAUGUCGAUCAUUAGAAAUUUUGGUUGCCUUGUUCCACAUCAAUGGCUCGAACAACCCCAUGGGGCUGAUCCUUGUAGUUUUUGUCGUGAAUACGACUUACUUUACUAUGGGGUGCCUUUUCAAAAUUUACCCUCUGAGAGAAUGAUAAGUUUUUGAUCGUGAAUAUCUCUUGUGGUAUCUAACGGAUCAACAUAAUUUUUGCUACACGCCAUCGGAAAUAUGAUCACAAUUUUAUGAUAAAAUGUUCAGUUUUGUGACAUAAUUUCAAAUAAUUCAAAAUUAAACUUUUCUGAAAUGUUUGGUAUAAACGAGUAUCGAAGAGGAUAAUCCAUAGGGCGCGUUCGCCUUGCUCGUAUUUUCAAGCUCAUAGCUCAGUGAUCUGUGAAAGGAUUUAUAUAAUCUAACUACUAUUAGAAUUGAAAUUUUUCAACUUAAACGUGUAUAGCAAAAAUAUUGAAGUAUUUCAAUAGUACACUAUUGAAAAACCUGUCUCAUUUGACCCAUGUCAACACCAGCCAAUCAGAACGCGUUCUGAUGAAGAGAACAAAAUAUCUGCUGCUGUACAACAAAUCGUUCGAGAAAAAUGUUCCGAAAAGUGUUGAAUAUCGUAGUGAGUUCCACAAUCUGGUCCUUCUGAAAGUCAGGAAUGUCCCGUACAGUAUCCUGAUAGUUUCUUUCAAUGAAAUGCAAAUCCGAAAUGAAAUAAUCGACAUUGAAAUUCUGUAUGCAACUAUUUUUAUAGCCAUUAGGACCGCUCAUUAGUGAAAAAGCUACAAACGAAAUCACGUAAAAAGGAAGCUCUUAACAAAAAUUGGAUCAGUUUGGAUUCUAUUGCCACUGCGAGCAGAUGCGUUUUGUGUCGUUUGCAAAGCUAGUUUCGCUUCCGACAAGAGCGAUUACGUCACAGCUGCCAGUCAUUUGCAUUGGUGAAAAAGAAACGGUGGAGAGCCGUUCUAAUGGCUCUAAAAGUUUUCUAAAGAACUAUUAGGAUUUCUUGCUCGCAAAUCGAAGGAAAAUAUCCUCAGUUUAGUGCAAAUCUAGAACUGUUUGAUUUGAUUUUUGCACUUUUCGCUGUGUGAAAUUCACAGUAAUCUAGACUAGAUCAAGUGAAGCCUUUUUUGUUUUUGCGAAAAAUGCGGAAAAGGGGGAUGCUUGCAUAAUUCAUACAAUUGAUCAACUAAUUGAUAUACGGAAGUGUUAAGGAACAUGUCAGUUGUUUUCGCAUUCACGACAUCCAGUUAUGUCUCUGACAUUACCCACCCGCCUUUUUCUAAUGUCAAAUGUCUUAGAAAUUUAUGAAACGUCAAGAUCGUGGUGUAAUCUCAAAUAAAAAUUUCUAAGUGUCAGAGAGUUGCUUUAAAAAUUGUCGGGAUAACACCAGAUCUCGACGUUUCAUGCAUUUCUAAGACAAAACAAAAAAAACGGAUAACUUUGAAAAUUCGCAUGAAAAACCCCGUAACUUUGAAAAUCCGCGCAAAAAACGCGUAGCCUCGGAAAUCCGUCACCUUGUUUGUGUGAAAAACUGUAGAUCUAAUGGUUGGACAUUCUUUGAAGAAAGUGAAACCGUAGGGGAGUAAAAAUAGUACCAUGACGACUGUGUACGGCGUUACUCUGUACAGUUAGUCUUACCUUUUUCGCAACUCGUCUUUUGUAGACUUAGGACGGAAUCAUCCUCGCUCGAAAUUACCAAAAGUAGACUUCUCCAGUCUCGAUUAUGAAGGAUCUGCUUAGCGGUUCAAAAUAAACUGCCGAGUUGUGCAAUAAGUAGUUCAAUUUGAACUGCUAUUCGCUGAUGAGCCUAAGUCGAAAUGUAAACAGGAAAAAAACCGAAUAUGAUUUUAUUCGUUGAAUUAUUUCUUGUUUUCAUUCAUCGGCUAAUCGCUAGAUUUGCAAUAUUAUUCUGCAGAAUUUCUGGCUUUUAAAAACCCACAAGGCAGCCAUAUUGGGCCUUCAUUAUUUCUGUUUCAUUUCAAUCGCCUUUUGGAGUCCGCAGCACCGAAAACACACAUUCGACAGAAGUUCAUGGAUAUUUACUAGCUGAUGUCCUAAAUCCAAAAGCUUCUAUUUUCUGCAGGUUUUGCAAAUGGUACUUGAAAUCCUCCACGAGCUCAAAUCCGGAUGCAGUUCUCCCACUUUUCAUUGUUCCGUAAUUCAAUAUUCAAAUCUGACUGAAUCUGACUCACUUCCAAUUACCCAUUACCACAACCCCCCAGUUCUAUGCAUGGCUUCGUAGUAAUUUAAUAGUUCAUAAAUGAAUACCGAUUCAACUCGGAUGAAAACAAAAAAAAAUACAAAAAACAAAAUGCAAUGAAAUCCAAUCUGCAGUUGCUGUAGCGCAGAGAGUGCAACUUUAGUGAGACUCGGUAGUUGUGAAAAGAAUCUCGUUUGUCUCGUAGGACAAGCGUAGUUUAAAAUGGGUCCUAGGAAACCAAAUCCACUUUAGGUGAUAUUGAAUCAAUCGAAAUUGCGAAGUUGUCCGAACACGUUUAGAGAGUGGCACAACCGUAGAGAGUACGAAUCGUAGAAACCUAAAGGUUCUAACAGAAACCAAACUAAUAAAUGUUAUCAUAUUGAGAGCAACUAUAUUUAAAAUUUAAAUGAUUCGUUUGAUACUGCGAGAUUAUUUAUACAGACGAAGAAUAACAAUAAAAUAAAAAAAAAAUAACACAGAAUUGUAUUUGAAAUUGUAUACCGUAUUUGUCAAUAAAGUUUAGUAUAGACUUAA
Malaya genurostris is the source of this 8380-nucleotide messenger RNA. It is a transcript of the gene sra, whose product is annotated as protein sarah. The record is from RefSeq and is a predicted model, not a curated record. Gene Ontology annotation, molecular function: calcium-dependent protein serine/threonine phosphatase regulator activity; nucleic acid binding. Gene Ontology annotation, biological process: calcium-mediated signaling. Bases 161 to 922 code for a protein of 253 amino acids. The transcript has 2 exons. NCBI's taxonomy places the organism in Eukaryota, Metazoa, Arthropoda, Insecta, Diptera, Culicidae. Gene Ontology annotation, cellular component: cytoplasm; nucleus.